AUGUUGGCCCAGCGGAUGCGGUGGGCCCUGUCCUUGACAGGCGUGCUUUUGUGUGUCCUGGUGCUCCUCAUGCUCAACCAACCGGCAGCAGAGCCGCCGUCGCGCGGAGGGGUCGUAGUAGGAGCGGGUCAACAGUACCGCCUCGUGCUCGCUUCCAUUGCUCGGUCAGGCAACGGCUGGAUGCGUGGCAUGCUCGAAGCCUCGACGGGAGUGGCCACGGAGAGCGUCUUUGAAGAGCCGGGCGCUAAAUCCUCGGGACAUGGCUCUUUUGUCCCAGCCUGUGGCUGGCUUCAAGACUGCACCUUGGUGCAACCCGCCAGCCCUUUCGAUGCGGCCGUGAUCAAGUCCCAUUUUCCGUUUGCAUCUCCCGACGACGUUUUGACGCACUUGCGUGCUGGCCAAUCGGAUGUGCAAGACGUUCAUUAUGCACUUGUGGCGGUUCGCAAUCCCCUGGAUAAUUUUGAGGCCUGGGAGCUGCGCGCGUUUAUGGACAUCUGGAGCCUCCACCACGACUUUUGGUGGCAGCAGCAUGGCGGGCGUUUCAUCUACAGAUAUGAAGACCUCUUGCAGGACCCGAUCGCAGUGCUACGCAAGCUCCUGCAUCAUGCUGGUCUCUGGACCUACUACGGGCUGCAAGGUAUCAUGGUUGCUUUUCCCUUGCUCCGUUGUCUUCACACGUCAUGGAGGGAUGAGACCUUGACCGCACAUGCCUGUACUAAUGGCUCCGUGGUCAGAGUCGGCGCUGCUGCGGGUGGCGCAGAUGGACCGCCUCAACACGUAUCGCCGCAAGCAGAGCGGGACUGA
Monosiga brevicollis MX1 is the source of this 804-nucleotide messenger RNA. RefSeq lists its product as uncharacterized. The record is from RefSeq and is a predicted model, not a curated record. The transcript has 4 exons. Bases 1 to 804 code for a protein of 267 amino acids. NCBI's taxonomy places the organism in Eukaryota, Choanoflagellata, Craspedida, Salpingoecidae.